UUUAUGAGUGUUAGAUUCUUGCUAAUGUAUAUCAUGCUCGAGUUAGUGCAGAUUUUGGACCUGGAAAUUUCUCAUGAAUCCCACAACUUUAAUUCUCAAAAAUAAAUGUAGAUAUAUUUGAAAAGAGAGGAUGGUGGUGGCUUAAAAUCUUUUGUUUGCCAAAUUAUUUGGUGGUCUGCUAUUAUCGAUACAAUUAAAGGAUAAUAGCUAGAAGGGUUGACCAUUGAGAAGGUUCAGGAGCUAUGUGCUGAAAGGGAUAAGCUCAAUAAGGAGGUUGAUGAUUUGAGAAAGGAAACUCCAAAGUCCAAAGUCCUUUUGGAGGAAAGAUCUUGAUGCUCUGGAGGGGCAACUCGAUGAGCUUGAGAAAUGUGAUGCUUAGUCAGAGGAGUUAAGAAAGAAAAUGAGAGGCAAAGCAAGGGGUGAAGCUGCUAUGAAGUCUACUAGACAAGCACCCAGGAACCCACGGAAGAACAAUAAUAAGAAGGCAAAUAAUGCAGAAUCUGUUGCGGAAGCUGUCUCAUCAUCUAUGGCUGCAAUGGAAAUUGAGAAAGCUCCUGAGGCAGCAAAACCCAAAGGCAGAGAAGUCUCUAGGAAAGCUCCUGCUAAGCCGAAAAAGCCAACUUUAGUCUUGAAUAAUGAUGAUGACGACGACGACGACGAUGUGCUUAAGAUUAAAGAACGACUUGCUGCCUAUAACGUUGACUCAUCUCCUGAUCAAUCAGCCGCCAUGGAGACUGAAGUGCCCAAAGUACCAGCCAAGAAGAAAGAACCUAGCAAAAGGGCUGCUGCUGCACAGAAGAAGAAGCCCUUGGCAACUGUUUCGGAGAUAUCUAAUGAUGAUGUUGAUGAUAAUGAUAUUAAUGAAAUUGAUGAUGAUGAUGAUGAAGAUAGUGAGAUAGAAGUUGUAGCUGCUCCAGAAGCCAGGAAAGAGGGCGGGAGAAAUCCGGCUGCAAAUGCUAAGGCAGUUAAGGCCCCUGCAGCGGCAAAGAAGAGAGGUGCAGCCAAUAAGCAGCAGCCUCAGACAUUGGGCCAGAAGCUGUUAACUGACAUGUUAAAGCCUGCUGAAAAUUCUGAGAUUUCACCAGAGAAGAAAGUGAGGAAGAUGUGGGCAUCUCCAUUCAACAAGAAAAGUGGUUCUGUGUUGGGGAGGGUUGGUAAGGUAAAUGAAGUGACUGAAAAUGAAGAAAAUUCGGGUUCUGCUUCUACUUCUGCCAGUACUGAAGAAACUAUUGAAGUUGCACCAGCAAGAGCAAGACCUCAAAGGGUGAACCGUGCAGAGACAAGGUUCCGAUUUUUGAUGGCUCGGCAAGUGAAUGGGUGAAGGCCAUAGAACAAGUUGGGUUAAAGGUGGCCACAGAUCAGUGUGGGAACAGUUGUGAAAAAAUGGUACCUUAUGUGAAUGAACCAGUGCAUGCGUGGAGGAAAGAUUCUUUUGUUGCUGCAUUUCCUUCACAAAAGGUUCACAUAACUUACGGGAUUGACUUCCCACAGGAAUUAGAAGUGCAUGCCCCGAU
Quercus lobata is the source of this 1514-nucleotide messenger RNA. Its product is annotated as DNA topoisomerase 2-like. The transcript is spliced from 7 exons. Bases 401 to 1321 code for a protein of 306 amino acids. The record is from RefSeq and is a predicted model, not a curated record. NCBI's taxonomy places the organism in Eukaryota, Viridiplantae, Streptophyta, Magnoliopsida, Fagales, Fagaceae.